Molecule: messenger RNA, 5555 nt
Organism: Pieris napi
Lineage: Eukaryota; Metazoa; Arthropoda; Insecta; Lepidoptera; Pieridae
Product: protein ANTAGONIST OF LIKE HETEROCHROMATIN PROTEIN 1-like
Exons: 2
Coding region: 4319-5494 (391 amino acids)
Source: RefSeq, a predicted model, not a curated record
UCCCACGAACCCCAUGCAUCAGUGAGGCUGUCCGUUUGCGGAUGAUUGAUGAAAAGUCAUGCACGUGUGCAUCCGCAAAAAUACCUACCAUACAGUACAGCGGGAGCCCCAACAAUCCCAACCAUCCUUAAAGCAUUAUUAUAUUGUGCUCUUCUAUUAGCUUCUGUGUAAGAGAUUUGAAAACAUUGGCUCCUAAUCCAAAUUCAGUUGAUUGAUCAUCACGUUUCCCUGUGUAAAUUUGGAACUCAAAAACGUAGCAAGUCUCGCUAUCUGCUCUAGUCCACACUUUAUACCCUCUUUUUACAGGUUUUACUGUACUAUUUUAGUGAUUUAAUCCCCUUUAGCUAAUCCACUAUCUUCGCGAACCUCUUGCUCUCCGCGUUCCUGCAUCCGCUCUGAUGGAGACCGUACGCGCAUCUCCAAUAGAAACACUCAUGCUCCACAGCCCUCUUGCGUACAUUGAGCGAACAUGUUUCCUAGUGGCUAGUGCAGCAUAUAUUUUAUUUCAUUAUCUUCUCGAAGACUAUAGAAGCCCUCCUCGCUUUUGGAAAUCUGACAUUUUCAAGAAAAGACGUCCAAAUUCAUUGGUGUUGGAAUUCCUGAGAUUUAAUAUUAAAACGUGCAUGUGAUUGAUGUCAUGAAAAGAAUCCGUGCUGUACUGCAAUUCACUUGGACUGCUUUGACCAAUAUCAGCUUGAGAGGUACUAGCUGUUGAAGGUGAAUGUGCUGAUGAAUAAAUCGGAUUCAGUGUAUUUCUGGCCGUGUUUUGUUAUUAUGGGGCUGACUUGUGUAGUACCCAUAUUGUUCAUUGUUACUAAAAUAUCUUGCGGAAGCCCUAAAUACGAUAUCACACAUACUCGGUUGUACCAAACUUUGUCGACAACUUGAAUGAGCAUAAACAAAUUAAGUUUGUAGGUGAGGUUACAAUCCAUCUUGUCGUUCGGUUGAAGAAGCCUGUAAAGAGGUUACUCCUCUACAAAUUUUUAUAAUUUCACCUAAAUUUGAAUUUGUUUCGGAAGAUGAACCCAGGUGUAUACAUAUUAUGCAGCUAUUUUCAUCAGCCAUGCUGCUAGCCGUUGGUUUAUCCAUUGUUCGAAAUCUAAUAAAAAAACAAUUAAUAAUUAAUUAAUUGCAUUUGAUUGAUUAUUAUCAUAUAUUUUUUUUUAUUGAAACUGAUCAUUAAUUUUCGAUUUAUUGAUUAUUUAAUUAAUUUAAUAAUGAACUGUAGUUUUCAAUCUAAUCAUUUACCGAUGCAAGAUUAUUUCAUUAGGCUAACUGACGAGCCUGAAUCGAUUAGGAAUUUGAUUGGGAUUUCAGACAUUUUUCUGGAGUAAUACAUAUGGUAAGGAUCUCUUUAUGGCAUUGGAUGUCACCUCGAACACAGUAGGUGUGUCUUUGGAGUUAGAGUUUGUGGAUGUAUUGGAUACAGUGGAAUUAGGAAGUCCAAACUUCGCGGCGGAAGCAUAAGAUUUAGUGGGACUUUUAGGUAUAGUGGAUACAGAGGAUUUAGUCACAAUAUCGUCUCGUUGGUCAAUAAUAUGGCAACCAUGUCGCGGAGCCUGUGGAUUUGGAUUAGCCUGCGAGGAUAUUGGAGUUUUACGAAAUUGACUAUCAUGUAGCGGAGUCAAGGAGUUGGAUUUUUGUUUAGAGGGUAAAGAAAUGGGAAUACUAUAAUUGACAACAUUGUUGUUAUAUGUUGUGCCGUAUUUUAUUCUAUGACCCGCACGGCACUGACGCGAAUCAGGAUUCAGUUUAAAUCAUCGACAACUUCAUCAUUAUUGGUAUCUUCGUAAGAUAUCGGAUCUGCAAAGUUUACGUGGUUAGAACUAUUGUUAGUUCGUGGUUGGAAUGUACGUGGAUUUUGAUUUGUAUUUUGGAAUCUUUAAUUAUUAAAUUCGCGCUUCCGGCAGUUUUCCAAUACGUGCCCUUUAGCUAUACAGUAUCGACAGAAUAGUGGCUGUGCACUGCUUAAAUUUACAUUAUUCGGAGCGCGUUCAUAAGUUGAUGUUGGUUUGUUUUGAUAGCGAUCUCUGAAUUGGUAGUUAGGGCGCGAAUUAUUAUUUUUAUUGGGCGGCCCUUGACUUAGAGGAUUAUUAUAUCUUUUCCGAGAAGCUUCCAUUAUUUUCUCCUCGGAAAUUGCAAAGUUUAUGGCGUCAUUUAAUGUCUCUGGGUCUCGACACCUGACAAUAGUUGAAAUAGUGAAAAUAUAAUCAUAAUUUUGAUUGAAUGCCAGAAUCCAAAUAUUAGCCAUCCAUAUGCUAAUCGUUGAAUACCUUAAGACAGCUGAUGGUAUGAGUUAUCAACUGAAUAAGAGAACCAUUUCUGAUAAAUAUCAGCAUUCACAUUACUGUGAUAAUCUCCUGUUUCCUUUUUUGCCCUAAGAUAAACAAAGCAUCUGGAUUGAAUCCUUGUUCAGAGCAGGCAUGAACAAUCACUAGCAUAUUGCCCUUAGGAAAUAGGUGCUUUACAACCUUUGCUCGUUUUGUCGGACCAUCUUCGUGGCAACGUAUGUGAGCUGUGAAUGUAAGAUAUGAAUGUUAUAAAAAAAAAGUAAAAAAUCAUUUAAUCAUGUAGGUAACAUAAUGUACACUUAUGACUCGUCAGUAAAGAAAUACAUAUUAAUGCUUCUAAUUUUACAUUUGCUGCCAGUUCUCAAAACAAGGGCGUUGAACGGAAGAAAAGAAAAAAUUGUUCCUCAUACCUUUUAUCAAAUGGGGAGCAUCAAAUGAUGGUCUGGUCGUUCACAGUAAAUACGUCGUGACGCCACUCUUUUCCCUUUUAGAGAUUUGCGCCUUUGUGUCAUUUACCAGUUCUGAGACUGGAGCUCUUUUGCUCAUAUUUUUCAGCACUAUCCAAAGGCAUUGACUUUGCACAAUUUAGCAGCCUGUGAUAGUCUGUCUUUGAAAGAUUUCGCUCUCUUACGUAAGCGACAAAUCUCGCUGCGCAGUUAUCGAAGUACGGUAAUUUUUAAUAUUCAACGUGUUAAAAGAAUAAUGAAAGUAAGUGUUUACAAUUAUUUAUUAAGCAUUAUCAUUAUUAAAGUAGGUGUUUACAAUUAUUUAUUAAACGUUAUCACUAUUGUAGGUGCUAUAACCACGUUGCUGGGUGUAUAGGGCUGUGUCCGUAGUUAUGGUAUUCAUUUGUGCGGCAAACAUUACAUCGUUCAGCAAUUUUUAUGUUAGGAUUCUGGUUGUCUCUGUCGCUGUAUAUUCUUACCCACAGCAUCAUAUUCAUCUUCUCGAACAUUAAAUAAGUCAGAAUUUAGUUGGUUAUUUAAAGUAUCCAGUAAGUCAUCCGCAGCCAGUGUAUCUGCGCGUCGUUUACGAUUGGAAGAUGUUGAUGGUUGAGAUGAAAUAAUACACAACAACAUCAGAGUAAGGUGCUUAUGAGUGGCAAGAGAGAAUGGUUUUUUUUUUAAAUUUAAUUGAUAGUGGGCCUACCUCCCCGGCGACUUACGCCCCGGGGCCGAGGAAGCUAUGUUAAAAUAAGCUUUUCAUGAUGUUGUUAUUUAUUGUUAAGUAAGGAAAAUAUUUACAUUGAACGUGGGUUAGGCAGUUGAGGGUUGGUUUUGCUAUGAGAUACAAUUAUUUUGUUUCAACCGCCGUGAUAGAGUCCGCGUCUUAAAAUUAACAAUUUUUUAUAUAUUAAUGAGAGUUUAUUAUAAAAUAGUAUUCAUGAUCCUUUUUUCGUACCUCCUCAAUGUCACGGACUUUUCGAGACAAGUCCUGGUAUUGCGAGGACAGAAAGGAGAUAGAUUUUUCAAUUUCUUGGUUCGUAGCCAAAAUAGCUUUUUCCUGCGUCAAUAAUGUAGCAAACAUAUCCAUCAUUUCCUGCUUAAAGUCCUCAAAAUCUGAUAAUUGCUCGAUACACCGCUUUCGCUUUAUUCGGGAACUAACAAAAUUGAAAUCAAAAUACUGAUUGUAUUAGAUUAGGGUCAGAAUUGCAUUUGUUAGGAGAACGAAUCAUAUUUUCAGUACUGCUGGCUCUGAAAUCACUAAAUUCUUCGUUUGGUCAACUCAAGCGCCACCCAAGUCCAAAUGUUUGCUAGUACCAGGAGUUCAAGAGAAACAAAACAGAAAUAAUAAGCAGAGGUCUAGUUAACUGGUCGCCGAUCGAUGGUUUGGACCGAAAUCGCUUCCGUCCAGUCUAAGGGCUUAUACGUACUAGCGAUUGAUCGCCUAGGCGGUUCGUUUGAGCGGUCCAACCGCUUAACGCGGUUUCAUCGCGGCUGACCGCUAUGGCGGCCAAUCGCGAAAAAACCGCGAUGAUAACGCGUUAAGCGGUUGGACCAGAGCGGCCCGCGUACCUCAUAAACAAAAUGGACGCCGUCGAGAUAGCUUGUGUUAUUUAUUAUUACUCCCGAAAACAACGAAAGAAAAAUAAAAAAAGAUACUGGAUUCAUCCUUUACUAGAAACACGUAAUGAAUUUGGCCAGUUCGCAAGUUGUUUUCAAGAACUGAAGAAGCACCAAGAUAAAUUCUUUGGCUAUGUUAGAAUGAGUGUUUCGUCAUUUGAAGAAUUACUAACAGUUUUAUAUGUCACCAUCAAAGGACAAGAUACUAAAUUUCGUGACUGUAUCCAACCCGAAGAGAAAUUAGUUAUAACGUUAAGAUAUUUUGCAACAGGUUGUACAUUUGCGGAACUACAUUAUACAUUCAAAAUUGGAGUAAGCACUGUAGCAGAAAUCGUACGAGAAGUUUGUUUUGCAAUUUGGUUUUGUCUGAAAGAUAUUUGUUUGCCUCAACCAAAAAAAGACGCUUGGAAAAAAAUUGCGAAUUAUUUUUUUCAAAGAGCUAAUUUUCCUAACUGCUUAGGUGCUGUCGAUGGCAAGCACAUACGAUGUAUAGCACCUAAUAACAGUGGCUCAAUGUGCUUUAAUUAUAAAAGUUUUUUCUCUUUGGUUUUAUUAGCAGUAUGCGACAGUAAUUUCAAAUUUGUUAUGGUUGAUAUUGGAGCUUUUGGUAAAUUCAGUGACUCGUCAUUAUUUCAAAAUUCUGUUUUCUACGAAAGAAUGCAAAAAAACCAAUUGGAUAUUCCAGAGCCACAGCCUAUUUCACAAAACAGCGAGACAUGUAUGCCAUACGUUUUUGUAGGCGACGAGGCAUUUGCAUUAUCUACGAAUAUGAUGCGCCCAUACGCAAAAAAAGAUUUGGAUGAAACUAAAAGAACGUUCAAUUACAGGCUUUCUAGAGCAAGAAGAUAUGUAGAAUGCAGUUUUGGAAUUUAUGCAAACAAGUGGCGUAUAUUUCAUAGACCUCUAAAUGUUCACUUUGAUCUAGCAAAAGAUAUUAUAAAAGCUACUUGUGUACUACAUAAUUUUGUAAGAGACCGAGAUGGUUAUUGUUACGACGACUCACUCAGUUGCACUUUGACAGAAAACUUAACACAGGAAGGGUUAAGAAGGAACGCUAAAACUGCGUUGAGAUACAGAGAAUUGUUUGCCCAAUAUUUUAUGACUGAUGGGAAAUUAGAAUGGCAAAGAAAUAUGAUUUAAUUGAAAAUAGACGUAUUUAUUAUGUUUUAAGAUGUUGAAUGUAUGUGUAGUUUCGUUUAUA